UGCUGCAUUGAAGGUCAUGUGUACAUACCACACGUAAUCUGUAAUGGGCAAAUCCUUCAUGAUUGCAUGGGCAUUGACAUGAUUGAUUCCUCACCUGGAGCUGGAGGAAAAGAAAGAGAAGAUCUGUUUUUCCGUGCCCUCUGUCUGUGCCACACUGUACAGGUGAAAGAUGAAGACAACAUAGAUGGUGAGAAAAAAUCCAGUCAGUCUGGGAAAUCCAGUGUGUACAUAUCCUCCUCACCUGAUGAAGUUGCUCUUGUAGAAGGUAUACAAAGACUUGGCUAUACAUAUCUAAGACUAAAGGACAAUUACAUGGAGAUUUGUAACAGAGAAAAUGAAAUUGAAAGAUUUGAAUUGCUUCAAGUUUUAACCUUUGACUCUGUGAGGAGGCGUAUGAGCGUCAUAGUGAAAUCAUGCACAGGUGAUAUCAUCCUGUUUUGUAAAGGAGCAGAUUCUUCUAUAUUUCCCAGAGUCAGGGAAGGGAAAGUUGACCAAAUACGAGCCAGAGUGGAACGCAAUGCUGUGGAAGGUCUGAGGACUUUGUGCGUUGCCUAUAAGAGGUUUACACAGGAGGAAUACGCAGAAGUGGAUAAGCUUCUAAAGAGAGCACAGCUGGCCCUACAAGACAGAGAGAAGAAGCUGGCAGAGGCAUAUGAACAGAUUGAGCAGAACCUCAUC
Staurois parvus is the source of this 678-nucleotide messenger RNA. The record is from the annotation of a GenBank genome assembly. Lineage: Eukaryota; Metazoa; Chordata; Amphibia; Anura; Ranidae.